Molecule: messenger RNA, 1930 nt
Organism: Plectropomus leopardus (leopard coralgrouper)
Lineage: Eukaryota; Metazoa; Chordata; Actinopteri; Perciformes; Serranidae
Gene: ptgs2b
Product: prostaglandin-endoperoxide synthase 2b
Biological process (GO): response to oxidative stress; cyclooxygenase pathway
Cellular component (GO): neuron projection; cytoplasm
Molecular function (GO): prostaglandin-endoperoxide synthase activity; peroxidase activity; oxidoreductase activity, acting on single donors with incorporation of molecular oxygen, incorporation of two atoms of oxygen
Source: RefSeq, a predicted model, not a curated record
AGAGCGACACCACAGCGGAGGAGGAGAGAAGAGAGCAGGAAAGAAAAACGAGAUCCCACGAAGUCUUUGGAGUAUGAACAGACUUACAUUUGCGGUUUUCCUCUUGGCACUGGGCUUUCUUGUCUGCGAAGGGGGUAACCCAUGUUGCUCAGAGCCAUGCCAGAACAGGGGCGUUUGCACAGCGCUUGGAGCAGAUGAAUAUGAGUGUGACUGCACACGAACAGGAUAUCAUGGACAAAACUGCACAACACCUGAAUUCCUCACCUGGGUCAAAUUCUUCCUGAAGCCAUCACCCAACACCGUCCACUACCUUCUCACCCACUUCAAGGGCUUCUGGAACAUCAUCAACAACAUCUCAUUUCUCAGGGAUGCCAUCAUGAGAUAUGUACUGACAUCCCGAUCCCACUUCAUUGACAGUCCUCCAACUUUCAAUGCGGAUUACGGUUACAAAAGCUGGGAAGCCUAUUCCAACCUUUCCUACUAUACGCGCACCCUCCCCCCUGUUGCAGAGGAUUGCCCAACCCCAAUGGGAGUAGCAGGUAAAAAGGAGCUACCUGAUGCUAAGCUUUUGGCUGAGAAGCUUCUCAUGAGAAGACAGUUUAUCCCCGACCCACAGGGCACCAGCCUGAUGUUUGCAUUCUUCGCACAGCAUUUUACCCACCAGUUCUUUAAAUCUGAUAUGAAGAAAGGACCUGCUUUUACCGUAGCUAAAGGUCAUGGGGUGGACCUCAGCCACAUUUAUGGAGACAACCUGGAAAGGCAACACAAGCUCAGACUCAUGAAGGAUGGCAAGCUUAAAUAUCAGAUCCUGGAUGGUGAGGUGUAUCCCCCAACAGUAAAGGAAGUGGGUGUCGACAUGCACUACCCUCCUCAUGUUCCAGACUCUCACCGCUUCGCUGUGGGCCAUGAGGCGUUUGGCCUGGUCCCUGGUCUGAUGAUGUAUGCCACCAUCUGGCUGCGGGAGCACAACCGAGUUUGUGAUGUGUUGAAAGAGGUCCACCCCGACUGGGACGAUGAGAGACUUUUCCAGACCACACGGCUGAUUCUGAUUGGUGAGACCAUCAAGAUUGUGAUCGAGGACUACGUGCAGCACCUGAGCGGCUAUCACUUUAAACUCAAGUUCGACCCCGAGCUGCUGUUCAACCAGCGCUUCCAGUACCAGAACCGCAUCGCAUCCGAGUUCAACACCCUGUACCACUGGCACCCUCUGAUGCCUGAUAGCUUCCACAUUGAGGAGACAGAUUACAACUAUAAACAGUUUGUCUUCAACACAUCUGUUGUGACCGAGCAUGGCAUAAACAACCUUGUGGAGUCGUUUACCAAGCAGAUUGCUGGACGGGUUGCCGGUGGCCGAAAUGUCCCAGGACCUAUCAUGUACGUGGCCAUUAAGUCUAUUGAAAACAGCAGACAAAUGCGCUACCAGGGUCUGAACGCCUACAGGAAACGAUUCUCCAUGAAGCCCUACUCCUCUUUUGAAGACAUGACAGGAGAGAAAGAAAUGGCCGCGGUGCUUGAGGAUUUCUACGGGCACAUUGACGCUGUGGAGCUGUACCCAGGUCUGCUGGUGGAGAAACCUAGACCUAACUCUAUCUUUGGAGAGACCAUGGUGGAGAUGGGCGCCCCAUUCUCCCUCAAGGGCUUAAUGGGAAAUCCAAUCUGCUCCCCAGAGUACUGGAAGCCGAGCACAUUCGGAGGCACCGUGGGCUUCGACAUCAUCAACACCGCCUCCCUGCAGAAGCUCGUCUGCAAUAAUGUCCAGGGACCCUGUCCCGUGGCAUCCUUUCAUGUGCCAGACAUUAAAGAGACGGGGUCCAUGGUCAUCAACUCAAGUACAUCACACUCACGCGGGAAUGACAUCAACCCCACAGUCAUUUUGAAAAAAAGGACUACUGAGCUCUAAUUUUUUCAUUUUAUUAUUUUUUUCUAAAAG